Eucalyptus grandis is the source of this 3014-nucleotide messenger RNA. RefSeq names its product phosphatidylinositol/phosphatidylcholine transfer protein SFH13. Bases 412 to 2271 code for a protein of 619 amino acids. The record is from RefSeq and is a predicted model, not a curated record. The transcript has 15 exons. NCBI's taxonomy places the organism in Eukaryota, Viridiplantae, Streptophyta, Magnoliopsida, Myrtales, Myrtaceae.
GAAGGCAAAGGGGUGGGGGGGCGACGAUGCUCGAAGCUUCAACCAUUUUUUAGAGAGAGAAAGAGAAUAGUAGCCCCCUCCGUUAACAAACACGAAACCAGAUCUCUUCCAUCUUCUCCCUUUUAUUUUCCCUCCUCCCCCGUCGCAUUUUCUCGAGAAAACGCCCCCAACCCCUCCUCCUCCUCCUCCCCCUCCUUUUCCCGAGAAAAAGAAAAAUCCAUUUUCUCGGCCUCCUACCCCCGCCGGAGAGAUUCCGAUCGCCGAUCCCCGCCGGCCGCCGAUCCAGCUCCCGCCCCCGCCGGAUUAGGGAAUUCGCGGCGACGGCACAUGUGCGCUGCUGAGAUUGAGUCUGGCUCGAUUUCUUCCCCCGAAGAGUAAGCUUAAGCUGGUGAUAUAUUAUAGUGGAUUGAGAUGUCAGAAGAACUAGAAGGAUUGAGGGGUUACGAUGACAUAAGAGAAAGAAGAAUAGAUCCUGAGAACGCCGAUGAUGAAAGACGGAGAUCUAAAAUUGGGACUCUUAAGAAGAAAGCUAUAAAUGCUUCGAACAAGUUCACUCAUUCCCUCAAGAAGAGAGGAAAAAGGAAAGUCGAUUACAGGGUUCCAGCGGUUUCCAUAGAGGAUGUAAGAGAUGCAAAAGAGGAAGUAGCAGUUCUUCAAUUGCGUCAAAAGCUUCUCGACAGAGAUUUGUUGCCAUCUAGGCUUGAUGACUAUCAUACAUUGUUGAGGUUUCUGAAAGCUAGGGAUUUUAACAUUGAAAAAACAAUCCAAAUGUGGGAGGAAAUGCUUAAUUGGAGGCAAGAAUAUGAAACUGAUACCAUCUUGGAGGAUUUUGAGUUUCAUGAGUUGGAAGAAGUCUUGCAAUAUUAUCCCCAAGGGUACCAUGGUGUUGAUAAGGAGGGCAGGCCAGUGUACAUUGAAAGGCUGGGUAAAGCUCAUCCUAGUAAGAUCAUGCGUAUAACCAAUAUUGAGCGAUACCUGAGAUAUCAUGUCCAAGAAUUUGAGAGGGCUCUACAGGAGAAAUUCCCAGCGUGUUCGAUUGCAGCAAAGAAGCGAAUAUGUUCAACGACAACUAUAUUGGAUGUAGAUGGAUUGAGCAUGAAGAACUUCACUCGAACUGCCGCAAGUCUUUUGGCUGCUAUGGCGAAAAUAGACAACAGCUAUUACCCUGAGACUCUUCAUCGCAUGUACAUUGUUAAUGCUGGUACUGGCUUCAAGAAAAUGCUCUGGCCUGCAGCUCAGAAAUUUCUUGACGCGAAGACAAUAAGGAAGAUACAUGUUUUGGACUCCAAAUCCUUACCUCGACUCCUCGAAGUUAUUGACUCAAGCCAACUGCCUGACUUUUUGGGUGGUUCUUGCACCUGUUCCGGUGAAGGAGGGUGCCUUAGGUCUAACAAGGGUCCAUGGAAUGAUCCUGACAUAAUGAAGCUCGUGCGCAACGCGGAAGCAACGCUUGUGAGACAAAUUACCAGAGUUUCUGACGAUCAAGAGAAAGUUGACUCUUAUAUUCAGAUACUCCCAUUGAAGGGCAGAGCUAGUGAUAUGUCAGCAGCUGAAUCAGGGUCAGAUGUAGAUGAUGCUUGUUCUCCAACAGCGCAAAGAAGUUCUAGUUUUCCUUGUUUGGACCCAGUGCAUGAAGAGGCAAGAGCAUCGGAUUCAGAAGCCUAUUACAGCUGCCAUGAUAACUUCAUUUCAAUUAGGAAAGCCAGUGAAAGUGAACUGGGAGUGGAAGCUGCUCAGGAUCUGCUGCUUAAUAGAAGUUUGUCUUGCAAGGAUCUACAGACCUCAGAAGGGACUUCCAUUGUUCACUGGUUGGGGAACAUCAGGGAAAAGGUGGAUGUCAGGAAUGUCCAGAGUGCGGCACGAAUAUUUGUCUCGUUCAUGGUCAAACUUUUUGCAUUCUUCCGCCUUUUUGCAUCUAAAUUAGGGAGAAAGCGGAAUACUGUUCAUCCAUCUAACAUGAUUGAGAGCAACACAAACAGCCAACUGGAAGUUGUAGAUGAUAUAGAUGAAGAAGAUCAUAUCCUCCCAUGUAUAGAACGUCUUCAAAAAUUAGAGAAAGCACUUGAGGAACUUAUUCAUAAGCCUGCGGAAAUUCCAUUGGAAAAGGAGAGAAUGCUUUUGGAAUCUCUGGAAAGAAUAAAGUCAGUGGAGUUUGACCUUGAUAAAACAAAGAGAGUACUUCAUGCUACGGUGAUGAAGCAACUGGAGAUCACUCAACGGUGGGAGAAUUUGCAGGAUUCAAGGUGUCGACAAAGGAGGUUCUUCUGUUAGAUGCUUGAAGAGUCAACCAUGGAUGACGCGAAAAGUGCAGAUGAGAACACAGAAAAGUUGGUGCUGUGGUCCAUAAUAUUGGGUUUUCGAAUCCACUAUUUGCACCCAACGCUUGCUUUUCACUGUUAGCAUAUAUGCUCAAGUUGGCAACAGAUGCCCGCUGCUUCACGGUUGUCCUGCAGUUUCGACACAGUAUAUGGAAGAAAGAAACGCCUGAAGAAAUUCUUUUUGUUGCACGGCACGAUGUUGGUGGCCAUUGUAUAUCGGGAGCAUUGUAUAGUCGGUGAAUUUUUAAUGGGAUGGAAGAGAAAAGUGGGAGACACUGAUAGUAAAGUAAAUUGCAGUCCCUUUUGAUAUGGAGGGAUUGCUUUUGAAAUUUUGUCAAAUCAUCAUGAAAUGGUCUCUCGAUGAGAUCUUCCCCGCCCGAAAAUCUCUGCAAAGUCUUUGCAACGUUGGAGUAACAUAUCAAGCAUAUCAGCAGCGGCAUUUAAUUAUUUUGCACAUGGAUUUGUGCUUUAGCAGGAUGGUGCCACGGAUCAAAGUUGAAGCAGAGUCAGAUUUAAGAUUGUUGCAAGGCUAACUUGUCAAACUGCGAAAUUCCAGGACAUGAUUUAAGAUUGACGAGCCUCGUAUUGUUUGGCAAAACGUCAAAUUUAUAGCUGUCUUGUUCUCUUUACUUGGUCAAAGAAUAAAACUAGUGCUCGUGCGGACGAUUGUCAAUAAUCCGCCGCAGGAUCUGACUA